AUGGCUAAUGUCGCGCUCAUCGGAAGCACCGGGAUGGUGGGAACCCACAUCCUCAACAGUUUGCUCGCCAAUACGUCCGUCGCCCGUAUAGAUACCAUCUCGCGCCGUACACCCCAAGCCGCCAGUUCCGCGCCGCAGACUAAGCUUACCACCUUUGUCGCGGAUGAUACCUCGAAAUGGGCACCGCAGCUCUCUGCGCUAUCCCCGGUGCCUAAUAUUUUCAUUUCUUCUUUUGCGACGACAAGAGCUGCCGCUGGGGGGUUCGAGAAUCAGCAUAAGAUUGAGCAUGGUUUGAAUGUGGAGAUGGCGCGUGCGGCGCGUGAUGCUGGUACGAAGGUGUAUGUUCUGAUUUCGUCGAGCAAUGCCAACAAGGCCUCUUCCAUCCCGUACAUGCGUAUGAAGGGCGAGAUUGAGGAAGAUGUCAAGGCGCUGGGCUUUGAGAGAACGGUUAUCCUGCGCCCCGGUCUUAUUGCUGGCCAGCGAGAGGAGAGUAGGCCAAUGGAAGCGGCGGCCCGCUUCGUAGCUGGUGCUUUUGGGAAGCUUCACUCCAGUUUGAAAGAUCCUUGGGCUCAGGAGGCAGAUGUUAUUGGUGAGGCUGCUGUGAAUGCGGGAUUGAAGGCGUUGGAAGGUGAUGUCCCGGCUGGCCAUGAGAAGGGCUGGGUUCUCUAUGGUAGUGACAUUAUCAAGUAUGGGAAGAAGCAGUAG
Aspergillus chevalieri is the source of this 705-nucleotide messenger RNA. RefSeq lists its product as uncharacterized. Gene Ontology annotation, biological process: import into nucleus. The record is from RefSeq and is a predicted model, not a curated record. Bases 1 to 705 code for a protein of 234 amino acids. Lineage: Eukaryota; Fungi; Ascomycota; Eurotiomycetes; Eurotiales; Aspergillaceae. Gene Ontology annotation, cellular component: cytoplasm. The transcript has 2 exons.